AUGUCAGGGUGGGAUGUGACCCACAAUGUUUCCUACACUGACUUCUUCUUGGUAGGCUUCCCAGGGCUGCAGGAAGCCCGGUCCCUCCUGAUCCUUCCAUUUUCCUGCAUAUAUCUGGUGAUCCUCUCGGCCAAUGCCCUGGUCAUCUACACUGUGGUGGCCCAGAAAAGCCUGCACCAGCCCAUGUAUGCGCUCAUUGCCCUGCUCCUGACGGUCAAUCUCUGUGCCGCUACUGCAGUCGUGCCGGCCAUGCUCUUUAGCUUCUCUACCCGCUACUACCGCAUUUCUCUUUCUUGUUGCCUCAUCCAGAUGUUCUCUAUCUACUUCCUCAUCGUAUUUGACUGCAACAUCCUCCUGGUUAUGGCCCUAGACCGCUACAUUGCCAUCUGCUAUCCACUGCGUUAUCCAGAAAUUGUGACAGGGCAGAUGUUGACAGGUUUGGUGGGCUUAGCAGCAACGAGGAGCACAUGCAUCGUUGCCCCUGUGGUAGUACUGGCCUCAAGAGUACACUUCUGUCGUUCCAACAUCAUCCGUCACUUCACCUGUGAGCACAUGGCUCUGAUGAAGCUGUCCUGUGGAGACAUCUCACUCAACAAGACAGUGGGGCUUGCAGUCCGGGUCUUCAACCGGAUCCUGGACAUGUUGCUCUUGGGCACCUCCUACACACGCAUCAUCCAUGCUGCCUUCCGGAUCUCCUCUAGUGGGGCCCGCUCCAAAGCCCUAAACACAUGUGGCUCCCAUCUGCUGGUCAUCUUCACCGUCUAUACCUCUACACUCUCCUCUUCCAUUGUCUAUCGGGUAGCUCGCGCUUCCUCCCAGGAUGUGCACAACCUGCUCAGUGCCUUCUAUUUACUGCUCCCCUGCCUUGUCAACCCUGUUAUCUAUGGAGCCAGAACCAAGGAGAUCCGGCAACACCUAGUCAAGAUAUUCCAGAGAGCAGGGCCUCGGGCCACUUCUGAAAAAAAUCCAUCCCUACCUCCAGAAAGAGAGCUUCCUUCAUAA
Messenger RNA from Vombatus ursinus (common wombat), 1002 nucleotides. RefSeq names its product olfactory receptor 52K1-like. The record is from RefSeq and is a predicted model, not a curated record. Gene Ontology annotation, cellular component: membrane. The transcript has a single exon. Lineage: Eukaryota; Metazoa; Chordata; Mammalia; Diprotodontia; Vombatidae. Bases 1 to 1002 code for a protein of 333 amino acids. Gene Ontology annotation, molecular function: olfactory receptor activity; G protein-coupled receptor activity. Gene Ontology annotation, biological process: G protein-coupled receptor signaling pathway.